Messenger RNA from Papilio polytes (common Mormon), 3061 nucleotides. Its product is annotated as esterase FE4-like. The transcript is spliced from 3 exons. Bases 946 to 2628 code for a protein of 560 amino acids. The record is from RefSeq and is a predicted model, not a curated record. Lineage: Eukaryota; Metazoa; Arthropoda; Insecta; Lepidoptera; Papilionidae.
UGGGACCCUCUAAGGGACAGAAGCUUAUAUUAUGUUAAAAGAAAAUUUCUAUAAUGUUACAGAAAUGUACAAAAAAUCUGGAGGUCCACCUAAAACCAAGAAAGUGAAGCCUGCGUCGUAUUUAAGUAAAGUUGUAAGACGCAGUUGUUUAUAAAAGUUGUUCAAUUGUAAAAUAAUUGGCAAAUUUCUAUCUCUAAAAAAUCUGUAUUGAAAGUGCUUGUCGGUAGAGUGGUGGGGAGCGCGAUCUUGACUUUGAGGGCUUAAAGCAAGCCUGUUGCGUGACGUAACACCGGCCAGCGCCUGCGUCUCGUCCGGCUUGCGACACCCGCAACACGCCUGCUUCUGCCCUUACAACUAAUCACAAACAACUGGAAGUGAGAAGAGAACGUCACUGUCAUUGAAAUCAGUAGCGGUUGCAAUUACAAUCAAAAUGUUUAGCAAGAAGACUGCAUGGUGCAUCCGCCGUUAGCACAGAUAACCUUACGCUGGGGCCGCGUGCGUUGUGCGGCGUGCACUGGGACUGGGCCGCACUCGCUGCGCCGCGCCCCGCGCGCACGCACGCCUGUCGCGACCUGCGCCCGCUCCCGCACCCGCGCCCGCGCCCGCACCCGCCUCGUCAACACAACAAUAUUAUAAAAUACACGCACAGUCUUUCAACGUUAACUUUGUUACCGGUUUAUUCAAGUACACAACGCCAACGGAGAUUCCAAAGUAAAGUGUAAUUUAUGUCAUAAAUGCUAAUUUUAUGUAAUUAAAAUAUAUUACAUUUAAUUAUUCAAAUAUAAAAUAAAUACAAAGGUUUCAGUGUUGAUCGUGUAUUCAACGUCGACAACUCGAUAAAAUUACGUAGUUUUGUUUUACAAUCUCGAUAAAUAAUAAAGCUAUGAAAAUUUCGCACAUAGUUAAAAAGUAGUGAGUUGUUAGUGUUGAUGUUUAUGAUAGACAAUGAAGUGGGUGGCGCUGAUGUCGCUGAUCGUGGCCAACGUGGUGAAGGUGCCCACGCCGGUAGUACGCACCAGCGGCGGCCUGGUGCGCGGCCGUCUCAGCGACAACGGUCUCUUCUACACCUACCUCGGUAUACCCUACGGCUACGUCGGUGAGGAGAACAGGUUCAAGGCGCCGCUGCCACCACUGAAAUGGAAGGGCGUCUUCGAGGCGAUCGAAGAAAACGUGCGUUGCCCGCAGAAGAUGCUCGGUUCCGUAGUGGUGGGCGAGGAGGACUGCCUGCGCCUUAACGUGUACACCCCGGCAACGCAGCCCUCCCAGCCGCUGCCCGUCAUGCUCUACAUCCACGGCGGUUGCUUCUUCGAGGGCGCCGGCACCGCCUUUUUGUACGGCGGCGACUACUUUGUCGAGCACGAUGUCGUGUUCGUCGGUAUUAACUACAGGCUCAACGUCGAAGGGUUCCUCUGCCUUGGCAUAGAGGAGGCUCCAGGAAACGCCGGCCUCAAGGAUCAGGUUGCGGCGCUUCGUUGGGUUCGGGACAAUAUUAAAGCAUUCGGUGGGGACCCCGGUAGCGUCACUCUAUUCGGGGAGAGCGCUGGCGCCGUCUCCAGCUCGUAUCUUAUCUCCUCGCCGGCCGCUCGGGGCCUCUUCCACAAGGUCAUUCUCCAGAGCGGGUCAUCGCUAGCUCCAUGGGGAAUGCAGCAAGACCCGAUUAAAACUGCCAGCAAUAUCGCCAAGGAAUUCGGUUACACGACAGUGGACCCCCGAGAGCUGUACGACAUUCUCUCGAGGAGGACUCCCGAGGAGUUGAUCCUGGCCGUGCGGAAUCCGCAGCACAAAAAUUAUAUAACAGCGGAGACUCUUCUGGCGCCCUGCAUAGAGAAGCCGAUUCCUGGCGUGGAGCCCGUCGUGGCGGAGCACCCGGUCGACGUCAUCGCUUCGGGGAACUACACCAAAGUUCCCAUGAUAAUUGGUUACAAUGACAACGAGGGUAUCUACUUCGUCGCUAAAGAUUAUGGGACCACAGUGGAGGAAGUGAACCCCUCGGAUCUCCUGUCCCCCGACCUCGAGUUUCCUGGUGACGAGUCCCGAAACACCACCGCCGAAAUGUUGCAAAAGCAUUACUUCUCUUCGAAAAGGGAUGAUUUGAUAAUGGGCGUAGUGGAGCUGUACUCGGACUUGCACUUCAAGUUCCCCUCGGUGGUGGAGUCCGAGCUGUACCUGCGCACUUCGCCGGGACCCAUAUACUUCUAUCAGUUCCAGUAUAGCGGCUACAUCAACCUGCCAAAGCAGGUGUCGCGCUUCGGGGCCCGGCGCGGCGCCUCGCACGCCGACGAGCUCUUCUACAUGUUCAAGCCGGCCUCCUUCCCGCUGCCGCAGCGCUACCUCGAGACGCACAUGAUACAGCGCAUGGUGACGCUCUGGACCAACUUCGCCAAGUACAGCGAUCCGACCCCACAGAGGUCGCGUCUGCUGCCGGUGCGGUGGCGUCCUGGACGUGAAGGGCAGGCGGGGCAGGCGGGCAGCCCUAGCGCGCUGGUAAUCGACCGCGCGCUCAGCACGGCGCCCAUGUGGGACGAGCGCGCAGUGCGCCUCUGGAACCAGACGUACGCCAAGUACCGCCGCAGGAGCUUCGGUCACUACGGCCUCGUGCGCGACGCGCGCGCCCUCUCCUGCCGGUAGAGCUCGAGCCUGCUCCCGCGUGUGGUACUCCUAUAUCCAGGCAGUAAAAGCAACCCGCGCACGGGAGCAUAGGCGUUGUGCGAAGAUUGUUAAUUGUUAUUAUGGUAUAAAGGGUGAAUUUUUCGUUCUACUUCACAUGUUCCACUAAUGAUUGUUAGUUCGUUCAUUUCGUUGAAUUGAUUUAUAUUUAGGGUCAUUGAUUAUUUAUUGCUUUAACCAAAACCAAGAUUGUUUCGUGGGACUCGUGCCAUGUUUUACAACUAUUUAUGUUACGCUGGUAAUACUGAAGCAUAACCCAAAGCGCGUAUACGUAAAUACAGGUGAUAGUGUCUAGUCUUUCGUGCCUAAGCAAUAAGUUUAGAGGUUCAAGAAGUCACGGUUUAUGUACUGUGUUUACUUAUUUCAAGGUGGUGUUAUUAAAUAUUUGAAUAUA